This is a messenger RNA of Colletotrichum scovillei, 5510 nucleotides long. RefSeq names its product BTB/POZ domain-containing protein. The transcript has a single exon. Lineage: Eukaryota; Fungi; Ascomycota; Sordariomycetes; Glomerellales; Glomerellaceae. Gene Ontology annotation, molecular function: protein binding. The record is from RefSeq and is a predicted model, not a curated record. Bases 422 to 5272 code for a protein of 1616 amino acids.
CACAUCUCUUCGCCAGCAACGACCCUCCUACAACCGUCGUACUCAUCUCAUCUUCCGUUCAUCUCGGUCUUUCUAGGAAUCAACACCAAAAAUCGCAGACCCGCGACACCGUUCAUCAAACCGAAUACCCUCGCCACUCGACUGCUACUACGCUACCGUAUCUAAGAGUCAUAAGCUCAACGACCAAGUGGCAACUUCGAUAAACCCCCCCCUCUCUCUCUCCCUCUCUCAACUCUAGGGCUUUGUAACCUCACAACAUCCUUCGCGCACCAUCUGGCCGCCCUCGAACCGUAUCGAUUCAAUACCCACGAUUCCGCUCUUCUCGCGCUCGGAAUCGCACCUUUAAACAAGCCGUGAUCCCAGAGACUCACAGCGAGGUGCUAUCCAAGUGCUGGAAGGGUCCCUUGCCUACCAUCUGCCCAUGAGUCACCUACUUUGGAAAUAUUACUGGGAAAACGAUGUCGACAGGUUUCGGCGUCUGCUCGUCCCGGCCGGCCAUACGGCGCAAACUGCGACAAGGAGCCCGGGCAUAGGUGCUGGACCCCUUGGGGGCAGUCCCGGACAAUACGGAACUUCUCCCCGGAAUCUUAAACAACGCAAAUCCUCCGCCGUCGGUUUCGGCCCAGCUGGAUCAAAGAAUGCCAAUAACGCUCUCGGAAAGGCUGAGAUCAACAGCCGUGAUCAUGCUGGCCUCACAGUACUGCUCCGCGCUGCUUCCUCGACAGAUUCGGCCGCCAUCCUCUUCGUCCAGGCCCUGCUCGACCACCCCUCGAUCGAUCUAUAUGUGCAAGACCCCGAGAGUGGCUGGAACGCUCUUCAUCGAGCACUCUACUGUGGAAAUAUCGCCAUUGCACGUCUACUGCUUGAACGAGAGCGCAAGAUCCUUACAGAGCAAACCCUCGGAGUCUCGGUCUCCAAGGUUGGGCAGUUGAUCAAGACGAAAGACCGCGAGGGCAACAGUCCUUUUGAUCUCUACAACUCAACCAUUGCUGUGCGAACACUGGGAGACUCUGGGGACCUCAACGACUCUGACAUCGACUCGGAUACAGACAGCACCUCAGAUGGAGGCCAGGCGUUGAUGAGAUCAGUCGCUGCACUCGAUGGCGCAGCGGAAGGCGAGGAAAUCUUUGUUUUUGGAAGCAACCGCAACAUCUCACUUGGUGUGGGCGACGAAGACGACCGGCAGUAUCCCGAGAGGAUCAGCCUAAAGCGGCCGGAUCAACUCAUCCGCAGAUUCUACCAAGAGUACCUGGAGAAGACCAAAGCUGUGUCUCAUGGUGCCAGCCUGCCGGAUGAAGAUGUGGACCUGGAAGAGAUUCCAGCCCUCAUCCGCAAUCGGCCUCUGCGGAUUCACGAUGCUGUUCUCUCAAAGCUGCAUACCGCCAUCUUGACAACUGACCCGGUUUCAAACUUGUACAUCUGCGGUGUUGGCCGCGGCGGGCGACUUGGGCUAGGCGACGAAAAUACGCAAUACCGCUUCGUGCCGGUACAAGGCGGUCUCGCCGACAAGAAGGUGGUGCAAGUUGCACUUGGCCAGAACCACACUAUGGCUGUCACGGAUGCUGGCGAGCUAUGGACCUGGGGCUCCAACAGCAACUCCCAGCUAGGAUAUGGCUUGCCGCCGCCAGCCAGACAAGACGAAGAACCGAUGAGCACCACCCCACGACAAGUGUUUGGGACACUCAAGAAGGAGGUAAUCCUGGGCAUCGCAGCAUCGGCCGUGCAUUCAGUCGCCCAUACCUCUUCGUCACUGUUUUGCUGGGGUAAAAACCUUGGUCAGCUGGCGCUGAUGGAUGCGGAUUCGAGAUCUUUGGAAGUCCAACAAACUCCCCGAAAAGUCGCAGCUUCGCUCUUCUCUUCGCCCAUCGCUGCAGUCUCCGCCGUAGAUAAAGCAACCACCGUCUUGCUGGCAGACAGCACCGUCUGCGUCUUUACGAGCUACGGUUACAACUUUGUCAAGUUUCCUUCCCCUGACGUCUUUGUAAAUCACCAGUUCACCGCAUCAAUGUCGACUAGGUACAGUACAGUACGGAAUCAGGUCAGCCGUAUCACAUCCGGCGGCGAAACGAUUGCGGCUGUCACUACGAGGGGCGAUCUCUUCACUAUGGCACUGAUCCACAAGUCGGAUGCGACUACGACGGCAACUUCUACGACAAAUCCAGCCAAGAUCAAGGGUGCCGUCACGACACCGCAAUGCGUGUGGAAUGCUCGGAAGGAUGGUGUCAAAUCCGUCAGUGUUGGAGAACACGGCGCUGUGAUCAUCUGCACAGAGUCUGGAGCGGUUUGGCGUCGUAUCAAGCGCGCUAAAGCGAAGGACGCUGCCACCCCGGGGUCAGCAGACAUCAAGAGAAAGGAUUUCAAGUUCCAGCGUGUACCGAGUAUCACCAAUGCUGUAGCUGUGCGAAGCUCCACCUUUGGUGCAUUCGCGGCAAUCCGCAAGGAUUGUGAUGUCAUGAAGGAACAAAUCAGCAUCAACGAGCAGUCGCUCUGGGAGGACUUCGCCUCCCUAUUCGCACUACGAGAGUUUCAGGCAUCGACGCCCAAACCCGGCGACAAAGACACAAUCGGUUUCUGGAAAGCCGAGGAGCUGAAGUAUCGGAUAGGGGAGCUGCCGUACGAACUCCUCAAGUCCGUGGAUCUAGAGCGUGACUUACAACAAUUUUUCCUAAUGUACCCGAACUCGGACGUUGACAUGGAGCUUCGCACCUCGUCAUAUCCAGAUGUCAAGAUUCCGGUGCACUCAUGGAUCUUGACUGCCCGAAGCUCUGUUCUGCGAAGUUUGCUCAGCGACUAUCGCAAUGGUGGUCAGGGGAACAUCCCGCAAGUGCUUAGUCUCGAAGAAGGAGAUGGGAGGACGAUAAUCACCCUCGAAUCGGUCGACCUGCUGUCUUUGAUGAAUUUGGCUGUUUAUCUUUAUGAUGACACCGUCGUCCCGGCAUGGAAUCACACUCGCCAAGCACCCGCUCUAGCCCACAGGUACCGCCAGGUCCGCAAUGAGCUGAUGAAGCUUGCGACGAAGCUUGACAUGAUGAAGCUGGAGUCGGCUGUCCGUCUGCAGACGACCGCGGAAAAAUCACUGGACAAGGACUUUGCCAAAGCCAUUCAGGACCUAAGGUACUUUGAAGACGCGGAUGCUCUUGUUGAGCUCGACGGCGAAGAGGUACCGGUUCACAGCCAGUUGCUGCGCCAGCGAUGCGAGUUCUUCGAAGGCCUGUUCCAUGGGCGAGCCGGCGGCAUGUGGCUUGCUGGCCGUCGCGAUGAACUAGACGAGGAAGAACUUGUCAGGGUGGACUUGAGUCAUUGUGAUCCUGAGGCGUUCCAAUAUGUUCUGCGAUACCUCUACGCAGACGUCGGAACGGAGCUCUUCAACCAGACCACAUCAGCCAAUAUUGACGAUUUCUCUGACCUGGUAAUGGGCGUCAUGAGCAUUGCGAAUGAACUCAUGCUAGACCGGUUGUCCCAGGUCUGCCAAUACAUCAUCGCACGUUUCGCCAAUGCUCGAAACAUCGCCUUGCUGCUCAACGAGAUCAGCGCAUGCUCGGUUACGGAGUUCAAGGACGCGGGGUUAGAGUACAUUUGUCUGCAAAUGGAGGCUGUGCUGGAAAACCACUUCUUGGAUGGCUUGGAGGAGGAUCUCCUAGAGGAGUUGGAUAACGUUGUCCGAGAAAACCAGCUAGCUCGCUAUCCUUUCGCCAGAAGUGGACGGGCCGAGCUGCUCUUGUUUGAGAAGGACCCCGAUCUGGCUCUCGAUAUUGACGAGGAACGCCGCCGAAGAGUACGCGAGAUGGCCUUCCGGGUUACGCAAAGAGACGACGAAAAGAAGAUAUCAUCAUCUUUCAAGACCAAAUUUGGCAGUCUUGAAGACUUGUCCGGCGUCACGUCUCCCAGUUUGGACAAAUCUCGGCGCAAGUCCAAGACUGGCCGCAACGAGCCGUUCAGUCCCAGCCUCAGACCCAAGGAAUCCCAUGCCGAUUUGAUGUUCAACAUGGACGACGAGGGACCUUCCGCUCUAGGUAGCCCUACAGUAUCACCCACGCAAAGGGCUGCCGAGGCCAAGAGCCAGUCCGAAUUGGACCGGAUUCCGUCGUUGUCUAGUCCCUGGAAAGACACCAAGGUUCAGGCAGGCUCGCCGCAAUACCCAGUGCAAAGCCCCCCGAUGGGUACAUCCGCCAACCUCGGCAUGAGUCCUUCACCGACAGACUCACGUGGGCCGACUGCCCAAAGGUCUGGCAGCCCGUGGGCAGCAGCAGCAUUUCCAACCCAGAAGAUGGACCUGCGUCGGGUUCUGACGGAGACGCCCACAAAGUCUGCCUUGUCCGCCGGCAUUGCCGCGCAAAAGAGCAAGGAGGCGUCGCCGAAGCCCGCGCAGCCCAAGGUAUCGCAAAAGGAGCGGAAGAAGCAACAGCUAGCACAAGCCGCUGCUCAGGCGGCUCUCGAGGCUGAGGUCUCGCAGCCGAAAGCAGCCUGGGACAAGGACGCAGCUGGCAACAAACCCGCCCCCUGGAAGCCUGUAACGAGCGGGCCGAAGACGUCGUUGAAAGACGCACUGGCCAAGGGCUUGGCUAAACCGGUAUCGCCACCAGUGGACAGCCCAUCUUCAAAGCCGCUACUCUCAGUCGAGAGUUCAGCGAGAUCUUCACCGCGGAGGGCAGCUUCACCGGACACGCGGUUCCCGGGUCAAUCACGCGUCAGCAGUUCCUCUCCAGCCGUGGCCGGCGCCUCGACGAGUCAGCCUGCGUCGUCGAAACCGCUGGUCCCGCACUCCAAAUCUUACAUUACGCCCGCGAACAAGGCCGAGCCCAUUUUGGGAUUGAGUAUGGCAGACAUUAUCGGCCAGCAGAAGCGGGAGCAAGAGAUCGUCAAGGAAGCCGUGGCGAAGAGGUCGAUGCAGGAGAUCCAGCAAGAGCAGGAGUUCCAGGAGUGGUGGGACCAGGAGACGCGGCGGGUGCAGGAGCAGGAGGCGAGGCGGGAGACCAAGGAUAAGACGGCGAGGGAGGGCAGGGCGCAGAAGGACGGCGGCGGCGGAGGCGGCAGCAGUAGCAAACGAGGGCGUCGGGGCCGGGGCGUCGCCAAGGGUAAAGCAUCCGGUGGCGUUCCUCCGGGCCAAGACCACGGCGCCACCACCGCCAGCAACGCCGGUAACGUCGAUGCCGGAGGGGUACCACCGGCCAAGGCGCCCGGUGGCCCGGCGAAUAACUCCCGAGGGCGUGGUUACCGUAACCGGGGGAGAGGUGGGAAAGCAUCGGCAUCCGCAGCGGCAUCUACAUCUUGAUUUUCUGCGUCUUUGUUUACAACUGAUUUUCUAGGGCGUUUCAAGGUGUCACGGAGCCCGACAAAAACCUCGAGGCAUGGUUUACCAUUUGGGAAACACGGCAAUUGGGUUUUCUAUUUUACACGAGCAUUGGGGGACACCAACUUUGUGUUGUUACCAAAUGUUAUCAAAUUGCUUUCCGCUUGGUCACAAUAGACGGAACGAGAAGACAGACAGACGGAAAGAGAGAGAGACACAC